This is a messenger RNA of Colletotrichum chrysophilum, 3216 nucleotides long. RefSeq lists its product as uncharacterized. The transcript is spliced from 4 exons. Bases 1 to 3216 code for a protein of 1071 amino acids. The record is from RefSeq and is a predicted model, not a curated record. Lineage: Eukaryota; Fungi; Ascomycota; Sordariomycetes; Glomerellales; Glomerellaceae.
AUGGAAUCCUCGUUCGUAGACAUUGAGGAUGAUCGGCCGACAACCCCUGGGACCGGACCGGAGUCCGGAGGGGAGAGGCCGAAUCCACUAACGUACCCGAAAAGCACCAAGCCAUUCAGUCAGGACCUGUUCGAGAGCCCAACAACAGAGUAUCGCGGGUGCCCAUUAUGGGCAUGGAACGGGACGUUGGAAAAGAAGAGGCUGCUGCGCCAAAUUGACUACCUCGAGGAGAUGGGCAUGGGUGGAUUUCACAUGCAUGUACGGACCGGACUUGAUACCGCCUACAUGGGCCCGGAGUUUAUGGAUCGGGUGCGGGACUGCGUCGACCAUGCCGAGAGCAAAGGCAUGCUCGCCUGCUUAUACGACGAUGACCGAUGGCCGUCUGGGGUUGCUGGGGGCAAGGUGAUUGAACAGUACCCCGAACACAAGACUAAGCACAUCUUGUUCACGAUUCAUCCUUAUGGGACGGUCGACUUAGGAGGUGAGGAGGGAUACCUCCUCGCGAAAUUCUCAGUUACUCUGGAUGAAAAUGGACGACUCAUAUCAAGCCGCAAGCUGGAUGAUGAUGAGGAUGCCGAUCCUGGGGGUAGGGUAUGGUACGCCUACGUCGAGCACAAUCCGCCGUCACCUUGGUUCAACGGCCAGACGUACAUCGACACGAUGAGCACUGAAGCCAUGGGCCGCUUCAUUGAGAGCACUCAUGAGGUGUACAAGACUGCGGUUGGAGACAGGUUCGGCUCGACGGUGCCGUGCAUCUUCACGGACGAGCCCCAGGUUGCCAUCAAGAGUCAACUAUCCAGCCCUGAUGGCCUCGAAGAUGUCUUCAUGCCAUGGACGCAGGACCUGCCCGAUACUUUCAAGGAUGCGUUUGGCAGCGACGCCAACCUGAUCAGCGGGAUUCCAGAGCUUUUCUGGGACCUUCCAGGAGACACACCAAGUUUGACACGCUACCGCUUCCAUGACCACGUAAGUGAUCGCUUCGUCACCUCGUUCCUUGACCUUCUCAGCACCUGGUGCAAGAAGAAUAAAAUCCUUUUGAAUGGUCAUAUGAUGGAAGAGCCGACACUCCGACUACAAACAACCGCCCACGGCGAGGCCAUGCGAUGCUACCGAAAUCAGUCACUGCCCGGGAUGGACCUCCUUAAUGACGGGGUAGAGUACAACACCGCGAAACAAUGCACCAGCGUCGCGCGCCAAAACGGGAUACGCGGGGCUAUGAGCGAGAUCUACGGCUGCACGCACUGGUACUUCAGCUUUGAGGGGCACAAGGGCUGCGGAGACUGGCAGGCCGCCCUCGGCAUCACGUUCCGAGUACAGCACUUGAGCUGGUACAGCAUGGCGGGCGAGGCAAAGCGGGAUUUUCCUGCGAGCAUCAACUAUCAGAGCCCGUGGUACAAGGAGUACAAGUAUAUCGAAGACCACUUCGCCAGAGUCGGCGUCGCCAUGACCCGCGGGCGCGCCGUGACGCGAGUGGCCGUUAUUCACCCCAUCGAAAGCGCUUGGCUUUGUUUCGGACCUAACAAUAGUGGCGAUGACGAACUCGGGCGACGGGAUCAGUACUUCGCUGAGUUGACGAACUGGCUGCUUCAAGGGCUGGUCGACUUUGACUUCAUCGCGGAGAGUCUGUUACCCAGCCAGAUCGGAGAGGAUGUGUCUGCACCACUGAAAGUUGGCCAUUGUAGUUACGAUGUGGUCAUUUUACCUCAGCUGAGAACCAUUCGCUCAACUACGCUCAGCAUUGUCAAGAGGUUCGCCGCUGCUGGGGGCAAGGUCAUUAUCGCUGGUAAUGGGCCAAGCCUAGUUGACGCCCAGGCCGUAUCCCCGGAUUUGAGCCUGGACAUUGAGCCCUGUACGAAGUUGGCAUGGGAUCAGGCUGAAAUAUUGAACAACCUCUCCGAGAACCGGGAUGUGGCCGUUGAAGUGAAGGAUGGAAAGCCGGCACAAACUCUGCUUUAUCAGAUGCGUGAAGAUGGCGAAGAAAGAUUUGUCUUCAUCUGCAAUACGGACCGUAGCAAGCCCCACGAUACCACGGUCAAGAUCAAAGGCGACUGGGAAGUUGAAGUCUUGGACACAUUCAAGGGCUCAACGCAUCAGCACAAGGCAGAAAUUGACGGAGGCUGGACAGUCUUCGACCACAGGUUUGAAGGAUGUUCCAGCCUGUUGCUCCGUUUAUCUGCGGUGCCAGCUGAAAAGCUCUCCUUCGUCGAUAUUGCCGGCGCUGUGACUUUGUCACCACCGAAAGCGGAGUCAGUCGAGCUGAAACUUGAAGAAGUGGUGUUGUCCGAGCCGAACGUCUUGCUAUUGGACUACGCCUGCUACAGAAUUGACGACGAGCCAUGGGAAGACUCAAAUCGCCAAGAGAUUCUCAAGAUUGACAACGAGAUCCGAUCUCGGCUACGACUGCCGGCAAAGGGCAUGGCAUGGAAGCAACCAUGGAGUAUCCCCCCAUCAAAACGCUUGCCAAGGGUCUACGUUGACCUCCGCUUCGAGUUCGAAUCAGAGCUCAUUAUCAAAACACCUACAUACUUGGCGAUGGAGAACCCCGAAAACGCCAGAAUUACAAUCAAUGGCCACAAGCUGCCCGUAUAUGACGCGAAGCUGUCUUGGUGGGUAGAUGAGGACAUCAAAACUGUGCCGGUGCCGAAGAGAGCCGUCCGCAAGGGAAAGAACGUCAUUGAGCUCAGUAUGCCGUUUGGUGUGUUGACGAAUCUUGAGAGAAUUUACUUGCUGGGCAGCUUCAGCAUAGAUCUCAAGGACAAAAGGCCGGUUGUGCGAGAACGUCGACAGAGUUUAGGCUGGGGAGACGUUGUUACGCAAGGGCACCCUUUCUACGCGGGCAACGUGACUUACAACUGCAGCUUCUCGCUCAACAAGACAUCGAAUGUUACUCUUUCGAUUCCACAUUUCGCCACGCCUGUUGUCAAGGUUCAGUGGGGCAAGGAGCGAAGCGACCACAUUGCACUUCAGCCCAGGACACUGAGCCUGGGAGAACUAGAAAGCGGAAAGCAUCAUAUGACCAUCACAGCCUUCGGGUGUCGGUACACCGCUUUUGGCCACAUUCACUUGGCUGAUGGAAUCGCGGGGUGCUUUCCCGAUCAAUGGCGAACAUGGAGUGACGAGUACAGGUUGAAGCCCACAGGAGUUUUGGAGAAGCCGUCUCUGCGAGUUGAGCCAAAGGCCGAUGCCGGAGAGGACUGGGUUGUACUGGCCGAAUAG